Conger conger (European conger) is the source of this 6017-nucleotide messenger RNA. Its product is annotated as collagen alpha-1(XIV) chain-like. NCBI's taxonomy places the organism in Eukaryota, Metazoa, Chordata, Actinopteri, Anguilliformes, Congridae. Gene Ontology annotation, cellular component: interstitial matrix. Gene Ontology annotation, molecular function: protein binding. The record is from RefSeq and is a predicted model, not a curated record. Bases 288 to 5903 code for a protein of 1871 amino acids. The transcript has 50 exons.
GUACUCCCCUCUGCUGGCCAAGCUGAGCUAGACACAAUUUCAGGCCAAGGAACAAGCGACAAACCUGCUGCUUAAUGACCAAUGAAAGGUGAAGGAAUGAAUAGCUCGGGGGGUGAGUGAGUGAAUAGCUCCGCGCUAGAAACACCCACCUUCCCAAGUCUGGACCGACGGAGAAGGAGCUGGGGAUAGUUUGCAAGUAUCUGGGGAAGUCAGUCACCUUUUCAGACGUAGUGAAAAGACGUCUUUUUUCGAAAGGUGUCCUGUGAACCCCCCACGCUGUGGAAAUUAUGCAGUUUUCGGGACUCUUCCCAGUCUUCUUGGUCACUCUGGCCACCAUUUUCAACAACCCAGCUCAGGGUCAAGUUUCAUCUCCACGGCGACUACGUUUUAAAGUGCUGGGUUCAGACAAAUUGCAUGUGUCUUGGAAGGAGCCAAGAGGAGAUUUUGAAAGCUAUAGAUUUAUUUAUAACACUGAACCAGGUGGAAAAGAACAGGAGCUGCAGGUUUCAAAAGGAGAAAAUAAAGCGGAGAUUGAAAACUUCAAUCCUGGGAAGGAGUACAGCAUAAAGGUCAUUGCUGUGAGUGGAACACAGAACAGUAAGCCACUGGAAGGCAAAUAUACAGCCCAGGCAGCUGUUCCAGAUGAUGACACUGCGAGUGCUCCUCUUCAGAAGCUGAAGGAUACCAGCGAGGACACCAAUGAGAUUUCAGAAGCGGAUCUGUUUAUCUGCAAGACUCCGGCGAUAGCGGACAUCGUGAUCCUGGUGGACGGAUCCUGGAGCAUCGGCAGGAUAAAUUUCCGUCUGGUCCGCACAUUUCUGGAAAACCUGGUGAGCGCUUUCAACGUGGGUUUCGACAGCACCCGGAUAGGGCUGGCUCAGUAUAGUGGGGAUCCCAGAAUCGAGUGGCACCUGAACGCCCACACCACCAAGGAAGCAGUGAUCGAGGCGGUGAAGAACCUGCCAUACAAAGGAGGAAACACACUUACAGGCCUUGCACUGAUGUAUAUUCAGGAGAACUGCUUCAGGGCUGAGUCUGGAUCUCGAGACGGUGUUCCCAAAAUCGGGAUUUUGAUCACGGACGGCAAGUCCCAGGAUGAUGUCAUCCCUCCAGCCCAAAGCCUUCGGGAGGCGGGCAUCGAACUGUUUGCUAUUGGCGUGAAGAACGCAGACGAAAACGAGCUGAGGGCCAUCGCCUCGCCGCCCGAAGACACGCACGUCUACAACGUGGCCGACUUCAGCAUCAUGAGCUCCAUCGUGGAGGGCCUGACCCGGACACUGUGUGAGCGCGUCGAGCAGCAGGACAAGGAGAUCAAAGGAGUGUCGGGCGCUCUGACAUCGCCUAGCGCACCCACGGACCUGGUGACAUCAGAGGUGACGGCGAGGAGCUUCCGUGUGUCCUGGACCCAGGCCCCCGGAGAGGUGCUGAAGUACCGGGUUGUGUUCUACCCGACCCGAGGGGGCCAGCCGGAUGAGGUGGUUGUGAGCGGGAGCGAGCACUCUGUGGUCCUGCCGUACCUGAACUCUCUGACGGAGUAUCAGAUCGCCGUGUUCGCCGUGUACAUCAGCGCGGCCAGCGAGGCGCUGAGAGGCAUCGAGACUACCUUGGCCCUGCCCAUGGUGAACGACCUAGAGCUGUACGACGUGUCCCACAGCACCAUGCGUGCUCGCUGGAAGGGCGUGGAGGGGGCCUCGGGGUACAUGAUCCUGUAUGCCCCGCUCACAGAGGCCGACGCUGCUGACGAGAAGGAGGUGAAAGUAGCAGAAACUGUGAACGAUGUGGAGCUGCAGGGGCUGACGCCAGACACAGAGUACACGGUGACCGUGUACGCCAUGUACGGAGAGGAAGCCAGCGAUCCCGUAACCAGUCAGGAGACCACACUUCCGCUGACUCCGCCACGCAACCUGCGCUUUUCCAAUGUGGACCACAGCUCUGCCCAGCUGACCUGGGACGCUGCCUCCAGGAAGGUCAGAGGUUACCGCAUCAUGUAUGUCAAAACUGAUGGGGAACAACCAAAAGAGAUUGAGGUGGGUCAGGUCACGACCCUCCAUCUUAGGAACCUGACAUCUCUGACUGAGUACACGGCAGCCAUCUUUGCUCUCUAUGCAGAGGGCCAGGCUGAGCCCCUCACUGACAGCUUCACCACCAAGAUGGUUCCAGAACCUCUGGACCUUAGGACCAGCGAGGUCUCCACGGAGAGCUUCCGGGUCAGUUGGAGGCACCCAGCCUCGGACGUGGUGCUGUACAGAGUAUCCUGGACCCCCAUGACCGGGGGUGACACUAAGGAGAUGCUUGUGAAUGGAAAACUCAACACCUUCCUGUUGACCAAUUUAAGACCACUCACUGAGUACGAAGUGUCACUCUCCGCCAUCUUCAGAGACGAAACUGAGAGCGAUGCUGUGGCUGUUCUGGAAACUACAGUGGAAAGAACAACGACUUUGGCCACCACUACUACAGCUCCUGCAGUGGUGCGAGUGGGAGUGAGGAACAUGCAGAUCAGCGAUCAGACCACCUUCAGCAUGCAGGUAUCCUGGGAGCUGCAGGAUCCGAAGGUGCGUCAGUACCGAGUGACUUACAUCAGCGCUAGGGGUGACCGCGCGGAGGAAACGGUCCUGGUGCCCAGCCCCAAGAACAGCCUCCUCCUGCAGCCCCUGCUCUCAGACACGGAGUACAAGGUGACCGUCACGCCCAUCUCCACCAACGGGGAGGGCCUCAGCACCUCCCGCAUGGGCAGAACCUUGCCCCUCUCUGCUCCCCGAAAUCUGAGGGUGUCUGAGGAAUGGUACAACCGUUUCCGUAUAACCUGGGACACCCCCCCAUCACCAACCAUGGGCUACAGGAUUGUCUAUCAGCCAAUCUCCGCACCAGGACCUGCCCUGGAGACCUUCGUGGGCGAAGAUGUCAACACCAUGCUGAUCCUGAACCUGCUGAGUGGGACGGAGUACAGUGUCAAGGUCAUCGCCUCCUACACCACGGGCUCCAGCGAGGCGCUGUCCGGGAAGGCCAAGACACUAUACCUGGGAGUGACCAACCUGAACACAUACCAGGUGCGCAUGACGAGCAUGUGUGGCCAGUGGCAGCCUCACCGGCAUGCCACCGUCUACCGCGUGGUCAUCGAGUCUCUGCUCAAUGGACAAAAACAGGAAGCAAAUCUUGGAGGGGGAGCUUCGAGACAUUGCUUCUAUAACCUGUCACCCAACACCCAGUACAAAAUCAGCGUGUACGCCCAGCUUCAGGAAACAGAAGGACCAGCAGUUGUCAUCAUGGACAAAACAUUUCCUGUUCCAACUGAACCCCCGACUGCACCCCCGACGACCACCCCCCUACCCACCAUUCCUCAGCCCCGGGAAGUUUGUAAAGCAGCCAAGGCUGACCUGGUCUUUCUGGUGGAUGGCUCCUGGAGCAUCGGCGAUGAGAACUUCCACAAAAUCAUCCGGUUCCUGUACAGCACGACGGGGGCCCUGGAUCAGAUUGGCCCAGAUGGGACCCAGGUGGCCAUCGCUCAGUUCAGUGAUGACGCCAGAACAGAGUUCAGACUCAACUCUUACAAUGACAAGGAGACCCUGCUGGAGGCCAUCCAACGCAUACAGUACAAGGGAGGAAACACCAAAACAGGACGAGCAAUCAAACAUGUGAAAGACUUCAUCUUCACCGUGGAGGGGGGCAUGAGGAGGGGCAUCCCCAAAGUGCUGGUGGUGCUGACAGAUGGCCGGUCUCAAGAUGAUGUCAAUAAGGUUUCCAAGGAGAUGCAAAUGGAAGGCUACAUCGUGUUUGCGAUCGGAUUCGCCGACGCCGACUACGGGGAGUUGGUGAGCAUCGCCAGCAGGCCCAGUGAGAGACACGUGUUCUUCGUCGACGAUUUGGACGCCUUCAGGAAGAUUGAGGAGCAGUUGGUGACCUUCGUGUGUGAAGCUGCCUCAGCAACUUGUCCUUCUGUCCAGAUGAGUGGAAGCACUUUAGCAGGCUUCAGGAUGAUGGAGAUGUUCGGGUUGGUCGGUGGCCAGUAUGCAAGUGUAGAGGGAGUGUCCAUGGAGCCCGGGACAUUCAACAGUUUCCCCAGCUAUCGGCUACACAAGGAUGCCCUCAUCUCCCAGCCCACAAAGUACCUGCACCCUGAAGGCCUGCCAUCAGACUACACCAUCACCGUGCUGUUCCGCCUGCUUCCAGAAACUCCUCAAGAGCCAUUUGCAUUAUGGGAAGUCCUUAACAAAGACAACGAACCCCUGGUGGGCCUUAUCCUGGACAAUAGUGGGAAAACCCUCACCUUCUUCAACUACGACUACAAGUCAGAGUUCCAGACAGUGACCUUUGAGGGGCCAGAGAUCAAAAAGCUCUUCCACGGAAGUUUUCACAAGCUCCACAUGGCCAUCAGCAAGACCUCCGCCCGGGCCGUGAUUGACUGCAAGAUGGUGGGGGAGAAGCCCAUCAACGCGGCAGGCAACAUCACCAUGGACGGGCUGGAGGUCUUGGGCAGGAUGGUGCGCUCCCGGGGGAAGAAGGAGAACUCAGCGCCGUUUCAGCUCCAGAUGUUCGACAUUGUCUGCAGCACCUCCUGGGCUAGCCGAGACAAAUGCUGUGAGCUGCCAAGCCUGCGAGUGGAAGCUGACUGCCCUGCUAUGCCCAAAGCAUGCACCUGCACCCAGGACAGCAAAGGCCCACCUGGCCCUUCAGGAAUCCCAGGUGGCCCAGGAAUCAGAGGUGCAAGAGGGGACCGAGGGGAACCAGGCCAUGUGGGACCCCAGGGCCCAGCAGGAGACAUUGGUGCACCAGGACCCCAGGGCUCACCUGGCCCCCAGGGGCCCAGUGGACUGUCCAUUCAGGGGCCGCCGGGAGGACCUGGGGAGAAAGGGGACAAGGGUGAAACUGGCCCUGCCGGACUGCAGGGUGUCCCUGGUCCCGGGGGGUCACCAGGCCGAGAUGGACCUGCAGGACAGAGGGGGCUGCCAGGGAAGGAUGGCCCUCAGGGACGGCAAGGUCCAUCAGGAACCAUUGGCUCCCCUGGAGCUCCCGGAUCACCAGGGUUGACCGGACCCCCGGGGUCCCUGGGUAAUCCAGGCCCGCCGGGCCCUCCUGGUACCAGAGGCGACAAGGGUGAACGAGGUGACACACAAUCCCAAUCUACCGUCCAAGAAAUCGCCCGUCAAGUCUGUGAACAGCUGAUUCAGAGUCACUUGUCUCGCUACAACUCCAUCCUCACCCAUGUCCCUGUUCGGCAAGCCGUGGUGCGCUCAGCCCCUGGGCCCCCAGGGGAGCCGGGGCGGCAGGGCCCUGCGGGGCCACAGGGAGAGCAGGGGCCAUCAGGCCGGCCAGGGUUCCCCGGGAGCAAUGGAGAGAACGGCCAGCCAGGAGAGAGAGGGUUCCCGGGAGAGAAGGGGGAAAAGGGGAGUCCUGGUGUGGGCAUCCAGGGCCCCAGAGGCCCUUCUGGGCCCCCAGGUCCACCGGGCGAGGGGCGAACAGGGAACCAGGGGCAACCGGGCAGGCCAGGCAACUCAGGCACUCCAGGCCGGCCUGGCAUCCCUGGCCCCACCGGCCCUGCGGGGUCCCCUGGGUACUGCGACCAGAGCUCCUGCAUGGGUUUCAACGUCGGAGGUGGAAAUGGUGGUGGCUCAACUGAUCAAGAUGUUCCCUUAGUACAAUCGCCUCAAAACCCCUACCAACCGUACAACCCUGCCGAAAACGAGGAUGAGGAGGAAGAUCCUUAUGACCCUUACCGCGUGUACCCGCCCGAGUACUACCAGCCCAACUACCCCGCCCCCCGCCCCGUCCAGCCAGACGAUGGCAGUGUGGAGCUGAGGUCACCAGGAAUCCACCGUGUAAGCAGAAGCCUGUCUACAAAGAGGAGAGGCUCUGCCCAAAAAAGGGAGGGGCGACGAAACAAACGCACAUCAGGGACACUCGACUAAACGGACUAAAGCAUGCUCACACAGCUAAGUAGGAGUCAAUAAAACAUUUGUUCUUGGAGGAACCAAACGGGUGUGCUAUCAGAGGCAAAUCCAAAAAAGUGCCUGAUGUUUUGU